AGCGCCGGCACAGGUGUAGGGAUGGGCCGACCGAUCUGCGGGGAUUAAAUUCGACGAGAGUUAAUUGCGCCAACGAACUCUGCGCCUGUGAGGGUUGGUGCCGUUUUGAGUCGACGUUCUCCCCCCGAGGAACAAGGCGGGCUGAGAAGGAGAAAGUAGGAGGGAAGAUUGAAGGGGAGGUCCUGUUUUUCCUGCUGCCGUCACCCUGACAGGAGAGUGACAGGGGAAUCUGCCACAGGAAGAAGCUCACCUGCACUGAGGUUACACCACCUUCCAGCACCUCAACGAAAGAGGGAAGGAAUUUCUCACGGACAGAUCGGAGAUGAAAGCUUGGGUUAGGCGAGCGUCUUAGCCGAGAGGUCUUGGUGUGCGAGUGUCGUGCCUGAGAUGGAUCUGAGAUUGGGGCUUCUCCAGCUCCUGGUCAUUUUCCAGGCCUCCGCCCAGGAGAAUGUCAAUAAUUGUUCUGGUGUGACGGAUAUCAAAGUGGAGCCUGGAAGCACAACGCAACUGAAAAUCACCUGGACAAACCCGACCACACCGUUUGUUUCAAUUCGUUGGAUUGUAGCUGAUCAAGGAGAAAAUAUAACUGAUCAAACCAAUAAAGUGACGGUUUCUAACCUCGAUCCUGGGCAACAAUACGAUGUCACAAUCACAGUCUUGGCGCCGAACUGCUCGGAGAACGCCACAUCUAAAGGAACCACAAAUCCUUCUCAGGUCACGAAUGUAACUGUAGAGAACAGAACAACAGAGUCGCUGACUGUGACGUGGAAGGCACUUGAGGAUGUCAGAAAGGAUGAAUACACUUACAACGUUAGUGUCACAGGUCGUGUGGACCUAAUCUGUGACAAUCCAAAAGCUCAGGAAUGUACUGUGCCCGGGCUGGAGCCUGGAUUGCAGUACAAUGUCAAAGUGCAGUCAAUUACACCAGAGAACACAGUCAAUGAAUCAGUAGCAAUAUCAGCUACAACCAAUCCUUCUCAGGUCACGAACGUAACUGUAGAGGAGAGAACAACAGAGUCGCUGACUGUGACGUGGAAUACACCUGAGGAUGGCAGAAAGGAUAAUUACACUUACAACGUUCGUGUCACAGGUCGUGUGGACCUAAUCUGUGACAAUCCAAAAGCUCAGAAAUGUACUGUGCCCGGGCUGGAGCCUGGAUUGCAGUACAAUGUCAGCGUGCAGUCCGUUACACCAGAGAACACAGUCAGUGAAUCAGUAGCAAUAUCAGCUACAACCAAUCCUUCUCAGGUCACGAACGUAACUGUAGAGAACAGAACAACAGAGUCGCUGACUGUGACGUGGAAGGCACUUGAGGAUGUCAGAAAGGAUGAAUACACUUACAACGUCAGUGUCACAGGUCGUGUGGACCUCAUCUGUGACAAUCCAAAAGCUCAGGAAUGUACUGUGCCCGGGCUGGAGCCUGGAUUGCAGUACAAUGUCAGCGUGAAGUCAAUUACACCAGAGAACACAUUCAGUGAAGUACAUCAAAUAUCAGCCACAACUAAUCCUUCUCAAGUCACCGGCAUAUCCAUAAGGGACAGAACAACAGAGUCGCUGACUGUGACGUGGAAUGCACCUGAGGAUGGCAGAAAGGAUAAUUACACUUACAACAUCGCUGUCACAGGUCGUGUGGACCUAAUCUGUGACGAUCCAAAAACUCAGGAAUGUACUGUGCCCGGGCUGGAGCCUGGAUUGCAGUACAAUAUCAGCGUGCAGUCAGUUACACCAGAGACCACAUUCAGUGAAUCAGUAGCAAUAUCAGCUACAACCAAUCCUUCACCCGUCACCAGUAUAUCUGUGUUGAUCAGAACAACAACGUCGUUGACUGUGAUGUGGACGCCAUCAGAAGAUAGCAGAAAGGAAUCCUACACUUAUAGCGUCGUUGUCACAAGUGAGAAUGGAACUUGGAACGACAGUACUCCCCAAGGUGCUGAGCAGUUAGACCUGCAAGGGCUGCAGCCGGGUUUGCGAUACAACGUCAGCGUGUACUCAGUCACACCAGAGAACACAAUCAGCGAACCACUUUCUGAAUCGAACACGACAAAUCCUGAGCACACCCCUGGUAUCACUUGCUACCGGCGUUCCGGUUACACCCUUACCGUGCGCUGGCUGAGGCCGAGAGGACGUUACACGGGAUUUAACGUGUCUCUGAACGCAAAACCCCCGGUGAACGACAAUUACACCAACUCUCUGACGGGAGAAUUCAAGGAUCUUUACCCGGGGAGGACUUACACCGUGACUGUCUACACCCAGCUGGACAAGAUCCGCAGCCAAAAGGCCACCGAGGAAUGUACCACGGAUCCUGCACCCAUCAUCGCCGGAGCUGUCGUUGGCUCCUUACUUGGCCUUGUCCUGAUUGUGUUAUUGCUGUUCUUCCUCACCAACCGGUACAGGCGGAAACAUGUACGACCAGAAUUCUCAAACAUGAAGACUCUGGACAGUGUGGUGCCCACCUCCAAGCCACAUCCUGUGGAGGGAUAUGAAGAUUAUUUUCGAAAGAAUCACGCCGACUCAGACUUUGGCUUUGCCGAGGAAUAUCAGACGUUAAGCACAGUCGGCACAAGCCAGUCGAAGGAGGAGGCUUUACUGGCGGAGAACAAGGAGAAGAAUCGUUACACCAACGUCCUGCCCUACGACUCUUCUCUCGUGAGCCUUUCUCUGCUGCCGAACACUGUCAACUCCAACUACAUCAACGCCAGCUACAUGCCGGGGUAUAAAUCCGAAAAGGAGUUUAUCGCCACUCAGGGCCCACUCCCGGGCACCAUCGCGGAUUUCUGGCGAAUGGUUUGGGAGCAAAAUUCCGAGGCUAUUGUCAUGGUUACAAACUGUACGGAGCUAAACCGGGUGAAGUGUGAGCAUUACUGGCCCCUGGACUACACUCCCUGCACUUACUGGGACAUCACUGUGUCUGUCACGUCCGAGACCAUCCUGCCCGAGUGGACGCUGCGUGACUUCAGUGUUAGGAAGACUGAUGAGGAGGAAAGCCGCACAGUCCGACAUUUCCACUUCACGGCUUGGCCGGAUCACGGCGUUCCCGACACCACUGAUGUGCUCAUUCGCUUCCAAAACCUGCUCCGCAGUUACCUGAACGAGAGGAAGAGGAAAGGCAGCACCAUCGUACACUGCAGUGCGGGGGUGGGCAGGACUGGCACAUUGAUCGCCCUGGACUACCUGCUGCAGCAGAUCCAGUGUGAGCAGGUCGUCGACGUCUACGGGAUCGUCCACGAGAUGCGGAAGAGGCGCCCGUUCAUGGUGCAGACGGAGUCUCAGUACAUCUUCCUGCACCAGUGCAUGCUGGACACAGUGAGCUCAAAGCCGGUGACCGAUCACAUCUACGAGAACCAAGGUGACCUGAUCUACGAGAACGUGUCCGCUGUUAGCGGAUGAAGCAGCCAGAGACCAGUUCACUAACCCUCAGUGUGACCGCCAGCCCGUCAGCUCGUGCCGUCCGUUAAUUAUUCGGGGCUGGUUCUCGAGCCUCCAAUUUCCAAUCAUUCCCGCAAAUCCCCAGUGCGCCGUGAUUUGAUGCGCGUCUGUUUAACCGACUGUACCUUCCUUCCUUCCCCUCCAUCUUCAGGUCGCGCCAGAAGACCUCUUCCUCUUCUUCGAUCGGGCCUAGGGUCACCUACCCUUCUCCCCCCUUCUCCCCCCCACUCCCACCGCGGUCAGCAUCGUACUCCGCCAUGUCAAGCUAAGUGCAAAUUGUCGCUAUCGCCACUGAUGUGGCUCCUCGCCCUUCAAAUCCCUCCACCGCCUCGCACCCCUCCCUACCCAUGUGUCCUGCUGACCCCAUAUCAACCUGACCGCUCCCUCCGCUCAACGGGCUCCGACCUGCUCCAAGUCCCACCGCGCCCCACGCGCCCGCCCGCCCAGC
Callorhinchus milii (elephant shark) is the source of this 3874-nucleotide messenger RNA. RefSeq names its product receptor-type tyrosine-protein phosphatase H-like. Gene Ontology annotation, molecular function: cadherin binding; protein tyrosine phosphatase activity. Gene Ontology annotation, biological process: protein dephosphorylation; angiogenesis. The record is from RefSeq and is a predicted model, not a curated record. The coding region runs from base 388 to 3387 and encodes 999 amino acids. The transcript has 21 exons. Lineage: Eukaryota; Metazoa; Chordata; Chondrichthyes; Chimaeriformes; Callorhinchidae.